GAAAUGGCACACGAAAUUCGGUUCUUCGAGUUGAACACGGGAGCUAAGAUCCCUUCUUUGGGACUGGGGACGGCGCAGGUUGACCCCGGCCUCGUCGAUGAAGCCGUGGCCACUGCCAUCAAGGUUGGAUACCGCCAUAUUGAUUGCGCUCAACUCUAUGGCAAUGAAAAGGAGAUUGGUCUCAUUCUGAAGAAACUAUUUGAAGAUGGUGUGGUGAAGCGUGAGGAUUUGUGGAUUACCUCUAAACUCUGGAGCACUGAUCAUGCAUCUGAAGAUGUUUCAGAGGCUUUGGAUACUACUUUGCGAAACUUGCAACUUGAUUAUCUUGACUUGUACCUUUUCCAUUGGCCAGUCCGGAUAAAGAAGGGGUCAAUAGGCAUUAAACCAGAAAAUCUCAUUCAACCAGAUAUACCUAGCACAUGGAAAGCAAUGGAAGCACUCUAUGUUUCUGGAAAGGCUCGAGCUAUUGGUGUCAGCAAUUUCUCUUCAAAGAAGCUUGGCCAUCUGUUGGAGGUAGCACGGGUGCCUCCUGCUGUUAACCAAGUGGAGUGCCACCCUUCAUGGCAGCAGGCAGGAUUACAUGCAUUUUGUAAAUCCCAGGGAGUUCACUUAUCUGGAUAUUCGCCAUUAGGCUCUCCUGGCACUACGUGGCUCAAGAGUGACGUUCUUAAGAAUCCAAUUCUAGGUAUGGUUGCAGAGAAAGUAGGCAAAACUCCUGCACAAGUAGCCCUUCGUUGGGGUCUGCAAAUGGGUCAUAGUGUGCUUCCAAAGAGUACACAUGAAGGAAGGAUUAAGGACAACUUUGAUAUCUUCAACUGGUCUAUACCUGAAGUCUUGCUCGCCAAAUUGUCCGAAAUUGAGCAGGCAUGUAUUCAGUUAGACAUUGUCUUUCUAAAUUAUACUUCAGGAUCACUUACUGCACCUUUCUUUUUCAUGGCCAAUUCUAUAUAUAGCUUUUACCAGCUUAUACAGUCGCUAUUUCCUGCUAAUAUGUUAUCAAGUGAAUUGGCCCUUAGGCGUUGCUAUUGCAAGAUUGAUAACAGGGAACUUCGUACAGGACUGUUGAGGAAUUAUGGGAUGGCGAAAUAUGAGCAGCGAGAUAACAUGUUCUGUGGUUUGAGUGUUUUUGUCAAAGUUUGA
Molecule: messenger RNA, 1140 nt
Organism: Juglans regia (Persian walnut)
Lineage: Eukaryota; Viridiplantae; Streptophyta; Magnoliopsida; Fagales; Juglandaceae
Product: NADPH-dependent aldo-keto reductase, chloroplastic-like
Exons: 8
Coding region: 4-1140 (378 amino acids)
Cellular component (GO): cytosol
Molecular function (GO): aldose reductase (NADPH) activity
Source: RefSeq, a predicted model, not a curated record